UGCUGUUGGGAGAAUCAUUUGUUGUAUUUACACUACAGCCUCAACUGAUUCUGGAGAUUUAUUUCUCUAUGACAGCUAGACUAAGAUAACAGUUUUCCGGCGAGGUAAAGAAAAUAAGGCGGUAAAUACUACAGUGAAUAUUUAUUUGCACACUACAAGCUGUGCAAAGCUUCUAGCGCAGGGUAAAUGAUGACUGCCAAAACCAUAGAGAAAACCCCCGUAACUCUUAGCAGUUUUGUGCACCAGAUCCCUGAGAGCGUUUACUCGGUGGACGAAAUCGCAACUUUACCGGCAUCAGUUGCCAUCUUCCCCAACACAGACUUAGGAGGGCACUUCGAGCACAUUAACGGAGUUCCUGGAGAUGGCAUAGUCAAUGUGGAUAUGAGCACAGAGAAAAGGCCCCUCGAGUUGCCUUAUAACAGCAGCUUCACGCCCCCUUCGGCACCCCGCAAUCAGACCUUCACUUACAUGGGCAAAUUUUCUAUUGACUCUCAGUAUCCCGGUGCCAACUGGAACCCAGAGAGCAUAAUCAACAUUGUGAGUGUGGGUAUGACCCAGCCUUCCUCAUCAUCUUCAUCGCCAGCAUCUUCAGUCUCCCCAAAUCCAUUUUCCAGUACUUUGAGCUGCACCAUGGCACAGAACCAGCCCGACAUGGACCACAUCUAUUCACCUCCACCUCCUUAUUCAGCCUGUGGGGACGUGUACCAGGACCCCUCGGCUUUUCUGUCCACCUCUACCUGUCCUAUCUCCUAUCCCCCGCCGUCAUACUCUUCGCCUAAACCUACAACGGACAGCGCACUGUUCCCGAUCAUCCCGGACUACUCCAGCCUGUUCCAGCCUCCCUGCCAGAGAGAGAUUCCAUCAUCCAUGCCUGACCGCAAGCCCUUUCCAUGCCCUCUUGAAUCAAUCAGGGUGCCUCCACCACUGACUCCCCUGAACACUAUUCGGAAUUUUAUGGUAGGGGCAUCCUCAGAGGGGCCACGACUGCCUACUGCAUACAGUCCUCAGAAUCUACCUCUAAGACCAAUUCUGCGGCCCAGGAAGUACCCCAACCGUCCAAGUAAGACACCGGUCCAUGAACGGCCAUAUCCCUGCCCAGCAGAGGGCUGUGAUCGAAGGUUCUCCCGGUCGGACGAGCUGACAAGACACAUCCGCAUCCACACCGGGCACAAACCUUUCCAGUGUCGGAUAUGUAUGAGGAACUUCAGCCGCAGCGACCACCUCACCACCCAUAUCCGGACCCACACCGGAGAGAAACCGUUCGCUUGCGAUUUCUGCGGGCGCAAGUUCGCCAGGAGCGACGAAAGAAAACGGCACACGAAAAUCCACCUUCGCCAGAAAGAGAGGAAAUCUUCAUCGGCAGCCGCCCAAGUCAACCACUCGGACAGAGCGGUCAGCGUCAGCACAUCCACGGGCGUCAUGUGCGCUGCAGGGGGCGGUCAACUCACGGGGUGCCCCCCACGAGCUGUAUGAAGAGACUGAAAUUGGAAACACUAAACUAAUGGACAAAAAAUAAAUAAAUAAAUAAAUAAAGCGAGGACCUGCGAGGGGAAGAGGGGCUUUACACUUGAGAAGCUUGGGCAGUCUGAGAAGCACGAGAAAGGACUGGUGAUCUCCCCCUCAAGAAGAGACGAUGCAAGGUGGUUUGUGGGGGCUGCGUUUCCUCCACAAUGAUACCCGUAAUGUGCCCAGGUCACAAUGUUUAAAGAAACUAUAAAAUGCACUUUGGCCAUAUUAUCUUGAACUAAACGUUUUCUGAAAAUAAAGUAGCUAGAUUGGGAUAUUUGAAAUAAUACUUAUAAUAAAGUGGAGCAUUCUGUCUUAGUAUUAUAAUUUACAUGUGUGUCUUUGUAAAAAGCACGGAACGAGAAGAAACGGACUUUUGUUGCGUCAUAAUCGGACAUGACUGUCUCUCACAACUUGGACGCUCCAGAAGAUUUAAUCUACAGAGAUAUAUUUGCAAUAACUGUGAAAGAAACGUUAAGUUAUUUGAAAGAAAAGACGUAUUUGUUAGUGUUAUAAGUGCUUGCUAUUUGUUUCGCUUUUCUGCGGUGCCUUGUUGUGUCUGCGUGUAUACAUCAUGCCAACAUCUUUUUCAGGCUGUAUAAUACUGAAGCAAUUUAAUAUCCGUUUUUUAGAAUGAAUGAUAUAUUUUUGUACGCAUUGUGUCUUAUUCCUAAAAGUGUUACAUUUGUAGUAAAAAUCUGAAAACAUGUAAAUACUUUAUUACUGACUCCAGCUUUUGUUUCCUCCUGCAUGUUUAAUAAGACUUACUGUACUUGGUUCAGGCGCAUAGGGAACCACUAAUGACUGAGAUCAGACAGGUAAUCUCUUGUGCAUUGUUCCAAUAUCCAUUCAAAAUAAAAAUCAUUGAAAAAUAAAUAAAUAAACAUAUUUCCACCAUCGCAGUCACUUCAAGAAAAGUAAAGCGAUGGAAAAAGAAGCUUGCAGUGCUUCAUAGAGGUUAAAAAUAAAGUUGUUUAUGCUAUGGGGAUUUCCCAAAUGAAAAGUAAUAUAAAGACGUAUACAUCAAUUAAUCUUAUGACUCAUUUUUUUCUUAAUUCAUUCCAUUUCUUAAGAUCAAAAGGAAGAACAAGCUAUCACUUCCCACUCACUGAAUGCUUGUUAUUUUAAGACGCAAGCGAUAUUAAAGUUUGAAAGCUGAACUUUUAAAUAACGCUGCUAAACGGGGUUUUAUUUUCAAAUAUGAGAGUUAUUGACAAUUUACCCGUGCGCGCUUGAGAAAAAACAGCACUGCUUAGAUCUUUAAAAAGGUCCUUCAGUCCCCGCAGGGCUCGCGGCCUUUAUUCUACACGUGAACAAUAAUAUCAGCUCAGUACCACAUAGUGGUGAAUGAUGGAUGUCAAAUUGAACUGUUUCACCUAGCAUCGUUCAUAGCCUUCUUUAAAGUGAAAAACAAUGACCUCCAUUCUUAACACCGUUCAAUGUGGUGUAACUAUUUACUUCACACAAAAACACUCAAAAAGAAACUUACAUUUUGUUACUUACAAAAUGAACUGUAACAAAACUGUGUUGUCAUUUUCAUUAGUCCUAAAAUAAUUUGGCCAGAAGAACACGUCUUCAAAUAUUUGACAGACCAGCAGCGGAAAAUCGGUUACCUUAAUGAUCUUCAAGUUACUUUAGGCACAUCAUAAUUAAGGUCUCAUGUGUACACGACCACACAUAGUUACUUGGUGUCAGUGCUGAAACUUUCACUUAAGGUGCUGAUCUCCUUGCACUGCACUGCUUUCUGCAUUUUCAGCCUCUGUCCUGCAAUUUACGAUGGAUGGAAAAUGGAUUGUAGUGUAAAAAGCUUACAUUUCAAAUAAUGGAUGAUGAAAAAGAGAAUGACGAAUCAGCAGAAUUAAAUUAUUCGGUUAUGAAGGAGCCUGUGUAUGCAUCUGCCCCACUAAUAGACUGGCAGCUUGUCCAGGUUAGGAUCCUGUAAUAUGGCCAUUGCUAUUCUUCUUGCUUACUGGAAAAGUACGUUCUGAAAAUAGGUGGAAGAAUGUUAACUUUCAUCACUCCCUUUAAGAUGCAGGCUGCAUUAAAGUCGAAGUAAUUAAAUGCAAAAUUACCCUUUUUCAUUAGCAUCAACUACUCGUGGUAAAUAUUGUAUGUAAGUAAAUAAAAUAAAGCAAACCUAACCUAAUGCAAGAUACAGUUUUUAGUAUUUGCAAUCCACUGUAUGGCUUUCACAACACUGUUUCAUGCCCUUUAAUCCACAGUAAUCAUACAGAUAGAAAACAUGUGCACAUUUUCUAUGCUUACAUAUUCUCCCUGGAUCACUUCUUCCUCUGCUAUUGUGAUAAUUUGGAUUUUUCCUUGAUCAUUCUGUUAUGAGAAUUCAAUUUAAUAAAGAGACACAUAUCUGGGUUUAUGUUAAACCUUGUUUGUUCUAAACAGGGAUUCUAAACAUUUUCAUCACUUUCACACCUCUGUUCUGAGCCAUCUGUAGGGUUCA
Molecule: messenger RNA, 3964 nt
Organism: Polypterus senegalus (gray bichir)
Lineage: Eukaryota; Metazoa; Chordata; Cladistia; Polypteriformes; Polypteridae
Gene: egr2b
Product: early growth response 2b
Exons: 2
Coding region: 187-1473 (428 amino acids)
Biological process (GO): regulation of transcription by RNA polymerase II
Molecular function (GO): RNA polymerase II cis-regulatory region sequence-specific DNA binding; DNA-binding transcription factor activity, RNA polymerase II-specific
Source: RefSeq, a predicted model, not a curated record